Molecule: messenger RNA, 1999 nt
Organism: Sitophilus oryzae (rice weevil)
Lineage: Eukaryota; Metazoa; Arthropoda; Insecta; Coleoptera; Curculionidae
Product: 2',5'-phosphodiesterase 12-like
Exons: 5
Coding region: 203-1966 (587 amino acids)
Biological process (GO): nuclear-transcribed mRNA catabolic process, deadenylation-dependent decay
Cellular component (GO): mitochondrion
Molecular function (GO): 3'-5'-RNA exonuclease activity
Source: RefSeq, a predicted model, not a curated record
GACACGAAAUGAGUAUGGCGCUAGAGUAGCUUUUAAUUUUUCAAAGAAAAACAUGAAAUUUUCAAUUAAAAAUACUUUUUCAGUGUAAAAUGUCUGGGAGAAAACGAUAACUGUUGAUAUUAAAUGGCUUUGUUAACAUAAUUUAACAAAAAGAAACAUAAAUAUUACUCAAUUUUACUCGCCUAACCUUAGAUAAUGUAAAAUGUGUGCCGGACUAAACAUUCUAAAAAUCGUGAGUUUUCAAGCACAACGCAGAUAUUUUUCGCAAAAAACUAAAGGGUAUUUAUUCAGUAUGAAUAAAGCUUAUUUGAGGCAGUGCGACGACGGUCAGCAUUUCGAAUUCACCUUCGAGUAUAAACAAGAAGAACCUACAGUAAAGAGGGUGUUUAAUUUUUCAAGGAAACUCUCAGAAGACGUAGACACAUUCUUAACUCGGGUUUCUAGCAGUGUAGAAAAAGUUGUUUCGAAGAAAAAGAAAAGAAAGAAAUCACCUGAGGUCCCAACAGAGUCUUCUCCAAGUAUAGAAACAUUACUGGUACAGGACAAUAUUGAAAUUCCAAGAAGUAAUGUAUGCGGAGAUAUUUUUUUACCUCACACCAAGCUAGUUCUGUGUAUUAACGAGAAGAAAUAUAACAUUGUUGUAAACUCACCUUGGAUUGAAUCCCUUGAGUUACCAGAUUCAAUCAUUGCUGACUUUCCAGUUUACCCAAUCAAAUUGGAGACUCAGUUUACCAACAAAGAACUCAGUGAAUUUUUAUGGUAUAAAUCAACAGACAAAACUAAUUGGACCCAAGUAGGAAACGAUUACAUUUACAUACCUAACAAUUCAGAUAUUAAUCACUAUCUAAAACUAACUUGCACCCCCAAAAAUGAAGACAGUGAUGGACCUAUAGUCGAAAGCGUAAGUUCCUGUCAAAUUCAAGCAGGACCUGGUGAAUGUCCCUUUCAGAGAAGACAUGCAUUUACCAAACAAAGAGCAACAGGAAAAGAGUUUCGUGUCAUGACUUAUAAUUUAUUAGCAAAUUUAUACUGUGAUUCUGAUUAUACUAGGGAAGUUUUAUUCCCUUACUGUCCACCUUAUGCAUUAAAUAUUAAUUAUAGAAAGCAGUUAUUUAUGAAGGAAAUUAUAGGUUAUAAUUCGGAUAUAAUUUGCUUGCAAGAGGUGGACAAAAAGGUAUUUACUUAUGAUCUUGAACCAACAUUGUCACAUUAUAAUUAUAGUGGAUCUCUUACCUUAAAAGGCAAUGAAGUAGCCGAAGGAUUAGCAUUUUUCUACAAUAAUCAAAGAUUCGUUCACUUAGACUACGAAAAAUUUGUGUUUUCAGAGAGAUUAGACAAAGAACCAGUUUUUGCAGAUAUCUGUAAUAAAAUAUCUGAGAAUUCUAAACUUCUCGAUAGAAUAAAAGCGAGAAGUACCACUUUACAAGUGAACGUCUUAGGUUCUUUGGAACAUGAUGAAAUUCUUCUUGUAGCUAACAUUCAUCUGUAUUUCCAUCCUGAUUCUGAUCAUAUCAGGCUAAUUCACGGAUGCUUGGCUAUAAAAUACUUGGAAAAUAUGGCUGCAAAGUUGCGGGAAAGGUAUUUGGGGAAAAGGGUGUCUCUGAUAUUCUGUGGAGACUUCAAUAGUGUUCCUAGCUGUGGUAUUUACAAGUUAUUUACUUCAGGUUUUGUACCAGGGAACUUUGUAGAUUACAGUAGCAAUGAAGAAGAAAAGAUUGAAAACAUAGACGUGCAUCAAAGUUUUAAACUAGGAAGCGCAUGUGGUACCCCAAAGUAUACGAACUUUACUGUACUUUUUGCCGACUGUUUGGACUAUAUUUACUACGAUAAAUCGUCGUUAGAAGUGCGGCAAGUGGUUCCUCUACCAAGUGACGAAGAAUUAAUGCAAAAUAGCGCCAUUCCAAGCGUGGUGUUCCCUUCUGAUCACAUUGCUUUAGUUUCAGAUUUAAAAUGGAUAGAAAACUAAUAAAAAACUUAGGAAAUUGUUUUAAAAUUUGAA